AUGUCACAGGCUAAGGGGAAGAAAGCGGCACCCAAAGCUGAUAAGAAUAACUUCUUUGGACACAAACCGCUCGCUGCAACAGAAACCGCGCAAGCCAUGCUUGCCGCCGCGCAAGAUGGCGCCGACAGCCCAGAUGCAAGCUCUCACUUGACACAGCGGGACGAGAUACCACAGACUGGACACCUCACAAUAACUCACUUCGAACGGGCAAUGGAAGCAAUGUCAGCAAAACUGAUACGAACCUGGCAAUCCACAGCCGACCAAAUAAAAAAUGAAGUCAGAGAACUCUCCAACAGAACAGCCUCAGUGGAAAAUGACUGCCAGGACCUAAAAACCGCACAAACCGGAAUCUCCGAAAACUUACUUACCUUACAGCAAAGAAUGGAGGCCAUGGAAGGUAAACUGGCAGACUAUGAGGACAGAGCUCGGAGGAAUAACCUACGGCUAAGAGGGGUUCCAGAAUCGGUCCAACCGGACGACCUACAACUGUACGUCAGGGGCCUGAUGCACGCCUAUGCCCCAGACAUCCCCUCAGACAUGCUGCUGGUCGACAGAGUCCACAGAGUCCCCAAACCAAAGCACCUACCGGACUCCGCGCCUCGCGACGUGGUACUCAGAGCACACUACUACCACAUUAAAGAACUUGUGCUCUGGGCCCACCGCAGCAGACAAGAGCCGCACGAGGACUAUCCGUCAGUACUGA
Messenger RNA from Pelobates cultripes (western spadefoot toad), 703 nucleotides. NCBI's taxonomy places the organism in Eukaryota, Metazoa, Chordata, Amphibia, Anura, Pelobatidae. The record is from the annotation of a GenBank genome assembly.